GGGCGCCCGGAGGAGGCGGCUGCGGCGCGGGACGGGACGGGCGGCUGCGUCUCCACGUGCUCCUCGCGGCGGGUUGAAACCGUUGGCGGGCGCCGGCGGAGAGGACAAGACUUCAAACCUAUCUUGGAUAGAGAAUAGAUACUUACCCAUUUAGGUAAAAAUGGUAUUUUUUACAUGCAAUGCAUGUGGUGAAUCAGUGAAGAAAGUACAAGUGGAAAAGCAUGUGGCUGUUUGCAGAAACUGUGAAUGCCUGUCUUGCAUUGACUGUGGUAAAGAUUUCUGGGGUGAUGACUACAAAAACCAUGUGAAAUGCAUCAGUGAAGAACAAAAGUAUGGUGGCAAAGGUUAUGAAGGUAAAACCCACAAAGGUGAUGUUAAACAGCAGGCAUGGAUUCAGAAAAUUAAUGAAUUAAUAAAAAGACCCAAUGUCAGCCCCAAAGUGAGGGAACUUUUAGAGCAAAUUAGUGGUUUUGACAACGUUCCCAGGAAAAGGGCAAAAUUUCAGAACUGGAUGAAGAACAGUUUAAAAGUCCAUAAUGAAUCUGUUCUGGAGCAGGUGUGGAAUAUCUUUUCUGAAGCUUCCAGCAACGAAGCAGUCAGUAAGGGUCAAGCCCAGCAGCCACUCGCCCAGGUGGCCAGCCCGCCCCGCGCAGAGCUCUCUGCCAAGGUUCUAGCCGUUGGAACAAAUGACCCCACAGAAAAGCAAGCAGAGGUAAAGAAGAAUAAAAGAGAAAGGAAGGAAGAAAGGCAGAAGAAUAGAAAGAAAGAGAAGAAAGAACUAAAAUUAGAAAACCACCAAGAGAAUUCGAAAGGUCAGAAGCCUAAGAAGCGCAAAACAGGCCAGGAGGCCGGAGAGGAGGCCCCUGCCUCUGCAGGGAAGAAGAGCCAGAGCAAGGCGGGUGAGGCCAAGGGAGCUGCUGACAGAGCUGAGGAGGGAGACGCCGAGGAGUCCAGGAAAGCCCGGCCUGGGAAGAGAAAGCAGAAGCACUCGGAAGAUGACAUAGAAUCUAAGAAGAAAAAGAUAAAGCUCUCAGGACCUUCAGAGGGUGGAGAACCAGAGGACCACGAAUCUCCUGCAAAAGGUAAAUUCAACUGGAAGGGAACUAUUAAAGCAGUUCUGAAACAGGCCCCAGACAAUGAACUAGCAAUCAAAAAGCUGAGGAAAAAGGUCUUGGCACAGUAUUACGCAGUCACGAAUGAGCAUCACAGAUCGGAAGAGGAGCUCCUGACCAUCUUUAACAAGAAAAUCAGCAAGAACCCCACCUUUAAGUUACUAAAGGACAAAGUCAAGCUUUUGAAAUGAGCAUUUUUAUAUUUGAAAAUUUAAUCCAUCCUGUUGAUUUCUUUCACUACUGUUUAUAAAAUAUGUAAUGACGUGUAACAACUCCCAAUUUUGCUUUCCAAAGCUGUAUUUUUAAGUUAAAGAAAAAGUCUAUUUUUGGUAGAACUUUUAUGAGAAAAUAUA
Messenger RNA from Nyctereutes procyonoides (raccoon dog), 1465 nucleotides. It is a transcript of the gene LYAR, whose product is annotated as Ly1 antibody reactive. Gene Ontology annotation, biological process: rRNA processing; negative regulation of transcription by RNA polymerase II. Bases 161 to 1303 code for a protein of 380 amino acids. NCBI's taxonomy places the organism in Eukaryota, Metazoa, Chordata, Mammalia, Carnivora, Canidae. Gene Ontology annotation, molecular function: DNA binding. The transcript is spliced from 9 exons. Gene Ontology annotation, cellular component: nucleolus. The record is from RefSeq and is a predicted model, not a curated record.